AUGGACUUUUUAUACUCAGUGAUAUUAGUUCAUAGUUUUAUAUUACCCAGUUUGAGUUCUGAAGUAAGAAUUGAUCCAUUAGUGUUGAUCGAGCAAGGCCUUGUAAGAGGUCUGAUUUCUAACGACGGAAGUUAUUCCAGUUUUCUCGGAAUUCCUUACGCGCAAGUGAAUCUAAGCGAUCCGUUUGGAGAACCAUAUCCACAUCCUGGAUUCGACGAAGUAGUAUACAACGCCUAUGACGGUACAAAACAAUGUCCGCAAAGUGAUAAGAAAGCGGAAAAAACGCGAUGCAGCCCAACAUCUCUAAAAUCGGGGGAAGAGAUACUAGACUGCCUUCGACUGAACAUCUAUGUCCCCACCGUUGCAAGCUCACAAAACCCUCUCCCCGUUCUAGUAUGGAUACACGGUGGCAUCUAUGCUGUUGGAAGUGCUGGCAAUUACGAUCCGGAUAAACUAGUCAGACAAGGCAUAGUCGUGGUCACGAUCAACUAUCGUUUGGGACCGUACGGUUUUAUGUGUCUCGAUGUCCCCAAUGUCCCCGGCAACCAGGGUUUGAAAGAUCAAUUCGUAGCUCUACGUUGGAUAAGAAACCACAUCCGUGCAUUUGGUGGUAAUCCGUACAAUGUAACGAUCGCGGGACAAAGUGCUGGCGCAGGAUCGGUUCUCUUCCAUCUGUAUUCUAAGAAAGAGAAGUUAUAUAACAACGUGAUAGUACAGAGUGGUGUUCCCCAAAAUCUACUAUCAUUUGUUGAUGCUGAUGUAGACGCUGCAAUAAAAAUAGCUCUACAUUUAGGAUUCAAUACAACCGACACACUACAGGCAUUAGAUUUUCUUUCUAAUACAUCUCAUGUAUUGGUUAGUAGAGCUGCUGCUGAUUUAGACUUAAAGCUAAGGCCUUGUAAGGAAAGAUCGUUUAGUGGAAUAGAAAGCUUCAUUGACACGGCCCCAUAUUACUUCUCUAAUGACAUAAAAGUAAAAAAUACAGCGAUUAUGAUCGGUCAAACGAGUAAAGAACAUUUGGGAUCUCAAGCUAAGAACGGGGAUGGCUAUUACGAAACUGAUCCAUUCUACGAUAACAUUAAAGAAUAUUUUAACUUAGACGAAAACGAAUUAAAGGAAGCUGCGCAAACGGUGCGACAAUUUUAUAUAGGAGAUGAAUCAAUAUCCAGAAAUAUGAUUUCUGAGUUAGAAACUUUUACAUCAGAUUUUAUUUAUAACCAUCCAGUAGAUAGGACUGUGGUCAGUCUAUUAAAAGAAAUGCCAAAAGCAGUCUAUGAAUAUGAGUUUCGGUAUGUCACCGAUCAAGGUCUGGAAGGAGCACCACACUGUGAAGAGUUGAAAUAUCUGUUUAAUUUUUACGAUGAAAAAGUCGAAUAUACGGAACAAAAUCAAAUAAUAAUUAAUCGUCUCACGAAGAUGUGGUCGAAUUUCGUAAAAUACGGGAAUCCCACACCAGAAGUUGACGAGCUGUUACCAAUAAGAUGGUCAGCUGUUACGAACAAUUCCAGACCAUACAUGAUCAUCGACUCUGAACUCAAAAUAGAAAAUAGAAUAAAUAAGGAGAGAAUGGCAUUUUGGGAUCUCUUUUAUAAGGCGUAUGGAAAGUACAAUAAAUUUUCGACACGAUGCCAUGAUUAA
Molecule: messenger RNA, 1638 nt
Organism: Leptosia nina
Lineage: Eukaryota; Metazoa; Arthropoda; Insecta; Lepidoptera; Pieridae
Source: the annotation of a GenBank genome assembly